UGAAUACAUUUUGUCUCUGGUCCUAUUUUCGCAAAAAUCUUCCUUUUUUGAGUUUUAAAAUUUGACACCCCAACAUCUUUCCGACUACAUUGUUCCAGUCUGAUGUAAUUUUUGUUAUUUUGACCAACAUUUUGUUGGCUGAUUGUAAGAGAUGACUCGAGAGGCUUUAGCGCUGUACAAACAGCUUAUACGUGCUUCUAAUGGUUUUUCGAAUUAUAACUACAGAUGUUAUGCGAUUCGACGGGUACAAGAAGAAUUCAAAAGGUCCCUGCACGAAAAGGAUCCUCGCAAGAUUAGUCAAAUGUUUUCUAAAGCGCAGACGAAUUUGGAAAUAAUUAAGCGGCAGGCUACGCUGUCGCAGUUGUAUCCGUCUAACAGAUUGGUGAUAGAAACGCUUGGGAAACUCCCGGAAGCUCCAAAAAGUGCCACAGUCCGUACCGCAUAAAUCGUUUGUAUACAUUCUCUGCGAAAUAAAGAGGGAAAACCCGAGUUUGAGUUGAUGGGUGUACAGAGUACAGUACUUACAAGUUUUUGGUUGUCAGACGAAUCUGGGCUCUCGGGGAUUCUAUUGUUAUUUUAGCAGUUGACUAAAAUAACUGAUGAUAAAAUUUUUUUAAUGUAAAGUUGAUUGGUGCAUUUGGUGAGCACCGUUGAGGUCUACUCGUAAUCCUCUGGAAAAAAUAAACCAAGAAAUAUGU
Molecule: messenger RNA, 698 nt
Organism: Paramacrobiotus metropolitanus
Lineage: Eukaryota; Metazoa; Tardigrada; Eutardigrada; Parachela; Macrobiotidae
Product: LYR motif-containing protein 4B-like
Exons: 3
Coding region: 152-445 (97 amino acids)
Biological process (GO): iron-sulfur cluster assembly
Cellular component (GO): mitochondrion; L-cysteine desulfurase complex
Source: RefSeq, a predicted model, not a curated record